This is a messenger RNA of Gekko japonicus, 972 nucleotides long. RefSeq names its product serine/threonine/tyrosine interacting protein (gene STYX). Lineage: Eukaryota; Metazoa; Chordata; Lepidosauria; Squamata; Gekkonidae. Gene Ontology annotation, cellular component: cytoplasm; nucleoplasm. Bases 1 to 699 code for a protein of 232 amino acids. The transcript has 11 exons. The record is from RefSeq and is a predicted model, not a curated record. Gene Ontology annotation, molecular function: F-box domain binding; protein tyrosine/serine/threonine phosphatase activity. Gene Ontology annotation, biological process: protein dephosphorylation; negative regulation of SCF-dependent proteasomal ubiquitin-dependent catabolic process; regulation of ERK1 and ERK2 cascade.
AUGGUGGGCGCUGACGCAAAAUGGCCGCCAAUGGAGGCGGAGCAGUCCACAAAAGAGCUGCCACAGCUUACCUUCAGUCACAUGGUGAAGAUGCUUGACUGGACAUAUCCAAUGAGAAGAGAGAUGCAGGAAAUUUUACCUGGGUUGUUCUUAGGCCCGUAUUCUUCAGCUAUGAAAAGCAAGCUACCUAUACUUCAGAAACAUGGGGUCACCCAUGUCAUAUGCAUACGGCAAAAUAUUGAAGCAAACUUUAUUAAACCAAACUUCCAGCAGCUAUUUAGGUAUUUAGUCUUGGAUAUUGCAGAUAAUCCCAUUGAAAAUAUAAUAAGAUUUUUCCCUAUGACUAAGGAGUUUAUUGAUGGCAGUUUACAAACUGGAGGGAAAGUUCUUGUCCAUGGGAACGCAGGGAUUUCCAGAAGCGCUGCCUUAGUUAUCGCAUAUAUUAUGGAAACGUUUGGGGUGAAGUACAGGGAUGCAUUCACGUACGUGCAAGAAAGACGGUUCUGUAUCAAUCCCAAUGCUGGAUUUGUUCAUCAACUUCAGGAAUACGAAGCCAUCUAUCUCGCCAAGCUCACCAUCCAGAUGAUGUCCCCUCGGCAGCUGGAACGCUCGCUGUCUGUCACCACAGGAAGUUUGAAACGGACCCAUGAAGAGGACGAAGAAGUCGGCAAUAUGCAAACAGCGGCACAGAAUGGUUGAUGCUGAGGGGGCCCAUGGAAUUGUGGGCUGGGGAUUUCUGUUCACGGCAGCAGCUAAUUUCAGCAGGUUGGACGGACGGACGGAUAUUUAAGGGGGGGAGGGAAGAGAGAGACACAAAGCCCGACUUCCUGAUGCAAACCUGCCCCUCCAGUAGCACACCAGGCAGGAUUUUAAGGUAUUGGACUCCUGGACUGACUAGAUGGCACUGAUUGUUUUACUCCUUUUUUUUUUUUUUUACACUUUAUAGUUUUACCCUAAACCAAGAACUUUUUG